Molecule: messenger RNA, 675 nt
Organism: Drosophila busckii
Lineage: Eukaryota; Metazoa; Arthropoda; Insecta; Diptera; Drosophilidae
Product: maker656
Exons: 4
Coding region: 191-634 (147 amino acids)
Source: RefSeq, a predicted model, not a curated record
UAAAAUAAUCGACGCUCGCUCUCUUUUGGCGGACAACAAAAACAACAAUAGUGCGCGCACUCAGGACGCUAUAGACAAACUCGAUGAACAAUUGAAAGAGACAAGCGCGAAGUUGGCCAAUGUAAGACGCUGCAUCAGGUCAGCGCCAAAUGAAAGUGUACGCAAUUAUUAUUUGGAAAAAUCUUAUUCUAUGGUAAGGGAGCAGUGUACGCUACAAAGAAUACGCAAUGAUUAUAGAAAUCGUUUGAUAAGUGCGCUGGACAUGAGCGCAGCAGCCGCCAACAAGCCAGAGGGUAGAAAAAACGUUAAGCUGUUUGAUCUGUUUAAUGAUGAGCCCAAAGUGACUGUGCAGAAAAUUAAUCAAAGUCAUACUGUAGUAACUACAACUACAAUAAAAAAAAAGGAUGAGCAGCCAAAAGCAGAAAAGAAGCGCCAACCAGAUGCUAAACCCAAAAACUUAACUAUUACUAAUAAUGUGGAGUUACUGGCGCAUUUGAAAGCUUUGCGGGAGUAUGCAAUGUAUAUGGAGAACUUUGAAGCGAUUGUUGCGCUGCAUAAGCUGGAAAAGAUAUUUAUAAAUGCAGCAAAUGAUAAUGAGUUUCAAUAUGAAAAAACGCAAGUUAAGUUAAAGUAAAAAGUCUACAAAUGCUGAUUUGAAGUUGUAAAUAUGUAUAA